Messenger RNA from Yamadazyma jaroonii, 1584 nucleotides. Lineage: Eukaryota; Fungi; Ascomycota; Pichiomycetes; Serinales; Debaryomycetaceae. The record is from the annotation of a GenBank genome assembly.
AUGACUGAACAGAUUCAAGAUCAAGCUCAGCAACUACCUCAUCGGUUGCUUCUUACAACUUUAGGAUGUUUAACCAUAUCGUUAUUUGUUUCGUUCUUCGAUCAAACUGCUGUCACCACUAGUAUACCUUCCAUUGAGAAAUCUUUAGGAAACUCCAGUUUGAUCAAUACCUGGUGUGGUGCAUCAUAUUUGAUUGCCAACACCAAUUUCCAACUUCAGUUUGGUAGAUUAUCCGAUAUAUUUGGCAGAAAGAAUAUCUUUCUUCUUUGUAUUGGAUGUUUAUUUGUUGGGAAUUUGGUCAGUGGAUUCUCCGAGAACAUAGUGAUGCUUUUCAUCUUUAGAGGUAUUUCAGGUAUUGGUGGUGGAGGUAUUAAUUGUUUGGUGAUGAUCACAUUUUCAGAUUUAUUGACUCCUAGAGAAAGAGGGAAAUAUUUUGGAUUUGUGGCCAUUUCAACAUCUUUAGGGAAUGGUGCCGGUCCUUUGUUAGGUGGUCUUUUAAGUGAAAAAGCUAAUUGGAGAUGGACUUUCUGGAUUUCUUGUCCUAUAGCUGUUGUCAGUGCUUGUUGCUUAUACUUCUUUGUUCCCUUAAAACCCGUUACCGGUUCUUUCAAGAUCAAAUUGAAACAAUUAGAUAUCUGGGGUUUCAUCACUUCUUUGGUGGGGAUUGUGUUUGUAUUGGUAGCUAUUUCAGGUGGAGGAGAAACUUGGUCUUGGAAAAGUCCUCAAGUAUUAAGUCUUUUGAUUAUUGGAGUUAUAACAUUCAUUGCAUUUUUGUGUAUUGAACAAUUCUAUGCUACCAUUCCUAUGAUCCCACUUUAUUUGUUCAAAGAUUUCCAUCUUCUGUUAUUGUUCCUUAUGUGUCUUCUUAUGGGUUGGGCAUAUUUUGUCGAUAUCUAUUACUUACCUUUAUACUUACAGAAUGUAAGAGGAUGGCUGCCAAUUAUGUCAGGGUUAUUACAAUUACCAGCAACUUGCAGUAGUAGUAUAUUUGGUGUAGGUGUAGGAUUCUUGAACUCAAAGUAUGGAAAUUAUGUUGCUUGUUUAUGGUUUGGAGGUGCUAUGUGGUGCUUAGGAACAGGUUUGAAAAUCUUAUUCAAUCUCCAUAGUAACAUUGGAUUAUUGGUGGGGAGUAAUUUGAUCCAAGGUUUGGGAAUUGCUUUCACUUUCCAACCAACUUUAUUGGCAUUACUUUCUUAUUCUAAUCCUAAAGAUAGAGCUGUAGUUACAGGACUCAGAAACUUUUUCAGAUGUUUUGGAGGAGCUUUUGGGUUAUUGAUUUCAGGUAUUAUCUUCAAUACAUUGUUCAAGAAGAGAAUAAGUGAUAUAUAUGAAGAUUCCAAGAUGGUAGAAGAAAUAAUAGCCAAUCCCAAUGGAUUAUCAGCCUAUGGUACCCCCGUUAUCAAUGCAUAUCUUGAUUGUUACCGAGAUGUCAUGAUACUGUUGACGGCAUUAUCUGGGUUGAUGUUCUUAUUGUCUUUGGCUAUCAAAAACAAAAAUGAAGAUGAAGACUCAAAAGAGAAUGAAAAAAAUGAAGAUAAGUCGAGUUUCUCUAUGAUAAGUAUACAAAAUGAAAAUAAAAGUUAG